AUGUUCGCCUCGGUGGGCCCUCGGGGCGGCCCGCGCCCACCCGUCGCCCCGGCCAUCCCGGAGCCGGACCUGAGCCACCUGACGGAGGAUGAGAGGAAGAUCAUCAUGGCUGUGCUGGCUCGGCAACGGGAGGAGGAUGCGAAGGAGGAGGCCAUGUUAAAAGGCAUCCAGCAGCAGCUGUCCAGCUACAGGGAGACAGUGAUCCGGCAGGCCACGGCAGCGACGGGGUCGGCCGUUCACCGGGAUGACGCGCCAACCUGCGGCAUCUGCCACAAGACCAAGUUCGCAGAUGGCUGUGGGCACCUGUGCUCGUACUGCCAGACCAAGUUCUGCGCUCGUUGCGGGGGAAGAGUCUCCCUGAGAUCCAACACGGUGAGAGAGGAAGGGGAGGGUGUGAGGAUGGAUUACAGUGUAAUGUGUUACGUAAAGUGUUAA
Messenger RNA from Scomber scombrus (Atlantic mackerel), 435 nucleotides. RefSeq names its product regulating synaptic membrane exocytosis protein 2-like. Lineage: Eukaryota; Metazoa; Chordata; Actinopteri; Scombriformes; Scombridae. The record is from RefSeq and is a predicted model, not a curated record. Bases 1 to 435 code for a protein of 144 amino acids. Gene Ontology annotation, molecular function: small GTPase binding; transmembrane transporter binding. Gene Ontology annotation, cellular component: presynaptic membrane; cytoskeleton of presynaptic active zone. The transcript has 2 exons. Gene Ontology annotation, biological process: regulation of synaptic plasticity; positive regulation of synaptic transmission; regulation of membrane potential.